This is a messenger RNA of Peronospora belbahrii, 1605 nucleotides long. NCBI's taxonomy places the organism in Eukaryota, Oomycota, Peronosporomycetes, Peronosporales, Peronosporaceae. The record is from the annotation of a GenBank genome assembly.
AUGGAAAAAAGUGAGCUGCGCGUACGAUGGCUGGUACUAGUUCUAUCGUGUAUUGUAAUGAUCGGCAACUAUUACUGCUUCGAUAACCCGUCGGCACUCAAGAGUCAGUUACAGCAGCACUUUGACAUGAUUCCCAAAGACCGCUACGAGUUUUUUUUUAACUUGCUGUACACGUUGUACUCAAUUCCCAAUAUAGUGCUACCAUUCUUUGGUGGUGUAUUAGUGGAUCGAUUUGGUGCGCGUGUGAUGCUGUUUGUAUUCUCGACGGCAAUUUUAACGGGACAAGUGAUCUUUGCAACGGGCUGCUCGCUCUCCAGUUUCAAUCUAAUGCUAUUUGGCAGAGUAGUAUUUGGCUUUGGUGGAGAAAGUUUGGGAGUCGCUCAGGGGACGCUUGUCGCUUCGUGGUUCAAAAACAGUGAACUAGCUUUGGCCUUGGGUAUUAACCUCAGUGUAGCUCGACUGGGAAGUGUCAUUAAUAACGAACUCAGUCCAAUUGUAGCUCAAGCGUCGGAUGUGUCGACGGCGCUUUGGGUAGGUGUUAUCAUGUGUCUUGCAUCCACCUUUACAGUGUUGCUUGUGAUUCCAAUUGAUAAGCGAGGUGAGAAGUUGGCAAAAAUAAAUCAUAACGCGGAAGCAGCAGCUGCUGAAAGUGUUCACUUCAGUGAUGUAAAGCAUUUUCGUCCGGCCUUUUGGCUCCUAGCGUUGAGCUGCUUGGUCGUGUACGGCUGUGUCAUACCCUUCAAUAAUGUUGCGAGUAGCCUCUUAUUGGAGCGUGAUUUUUUCAAAGAACCCCCAGAGCAAUGCAGACGAUGCGGCGAGGGCUUUUACAUUAACGAGGUCAAUUGCCAAGAUAUUGCCGUGGGAUGCCCUAGUGUUCCUCCAUACGGGUGGCCGCUCCCACUUCUGUCUGCAAAUUGCACGAUCAAGGAACCACAAGAUCAGUUGUAUUGCUCCACGUCACCUCCAUUGAUUCUUGGAGAUAAUAUUAAUUGUGACGAUGACGCGUGGAAGCUUGGUCCAUUGACAAAUACAUACUGUGCCGCAAAAAUGGAUGCAGCUCAGAAGGCGGCUACUCCCAUGUCUAUCCCCUACAUUAUCAGUGCUGUCAUAUCUCCAUUUCUGGGUUUCGUGGUUGACCGUGUCGGUCUCCACGCCUUUUUGGCGCUUGUAGCGCCACUGGCACUGACAGCAGUCCACGUCAUGUUAGGAUUGACACAAGUAACACUUUACGUACCGUUGGUACUGCAAGGAGUUGCGUACAGUGUGUUCGCCGCAGCAUUGUGGCCCUCAAUUCCAUACGUGGUCGAGGCAAAACACGUAGGAACAGCAUACGGAGCAGUCACUGCUAUUCAGAACAUCGGUCUUGCACUCUUCCCGCUGGCCGUGGCGGCUGAGUUUAAUCACGAUGAUCGAUACAUUCCAAGUGUGGAGCUGCUCUUUGUGUCAUUCGGAGUGUUGGGCAGUCUCGUUGGCAUUGCUCUCAACGUGGUGGAUUACCAGAACGGUUCGAUCUUAAACCGCACAAAAGCCAUUGAUAGAAGAGUGGCGCACAUGAUGGAGGAGGACGCGAUUGACAAUGAAGCGCUGUUGCCUGCUGAGAAGUAG